Molecule: messenger RNA, 363 nt
Organism: Arachis ipaensis
Lineage: Eukaryota; Viridiplantae; Streptophyta; Magnoliopsida; Fabales; Fabaceae
Source: RefSeq, a predicted model, not a curated record
AUGAAGGACGAACUUGGUGCUCUUGAGUUGAACAAAACUUGGUCUAUUGUUGAUUGUCCUACUGGGAUCAACCCAAUCGAUUGUAAAUGGGUAUACUAUGUUAAGCGUCGACCUGAUGGUAUUGUCGAAAGGUACAAAGCCCAUGUUGUGGUAAAAGGAUUUACACAAAUUGAAAAGGUUGAUUUUCUGAAAAUGUUCUCUCCAGUAGUGAAGCCUACAACUAUUAGAUUAGUUCUGGCAUUAGCAUCUAUGAAGAAUUGGCCUCUCCGUCAGCUUGACGUCAAUAAUGCCUUUUUAGAGAAUGUUUAUACGGCCCUCCCUCUUAGUAUUGCAUCCAAUCGCCCAAAUCAGUACUGCAAAUGA